Colletotrichum lupini is the source of this 165-nucleotide messenger RNA. RefSeq lists its product as uncharacterized. The transcript has a single exon. The record is from RefSeq and is a predicted model, not a curated record. NCBI's taxonomy places the organism in Eukaryota, Fungi, Ascomycota, Sordariomycetes, Glomerellales, Glomerellaceae. Bases 1 to 165 code for a protein of 54 amino acids.
AUGCUUAAUAUAUUAAUAGCGAGUAUUACGAGGAUCAGCUUUAGCCUAAAUAAAGAAAUCGUUGCCCUAAGUAUAAUAAAAGUAGAGACGUACUUUAGAACGAUAACCUUUUAUAUCCUACCUAUUAAUACCCUAUUUCUCUUAUAUCUAAAAAAUAUAGAUUAA